This is a messenger RNA of Oncorhynchus nerka (sockeye salmon), 2101 nucleotides long. Its product is annotated as heparan sulfate glucosamine 3-O-sulfotransferase 3A1-like. Lineage: Eukaryota; Metazoa; Chordata; Actinopteri; Salmoniformes; Salmonidae. The coding region runs from base 108 to 1373 and encodes 421 amino acids. The record is from RefSeq and is a predicted model, not a curated record. Gene Ontology annotation, molecular function: [heparan sulfate]-glucosamine 3-sulfotransferase activity. The transcript is spliced from 2 exons.
CGAGCUCAGGUAGCCUAAGAGCUGUCCUCUCUAUUUCUUAAUGGCAAGACCCAAGAAUGUCUGCUUAGCAUGGCUGUGGCUCCUGAACCGGCGACCCAAAGACCGUUAUGGCUUUUAGAACAGUCUAUUCGGACCCCCUGUCCCGAAGCAUUUUUAAAAAAUUCGUGGUUAUGCUGUGUUCUCUCCUCACCUCCAUGUACCUCCUCCACUGCCUCGCGGACCGCUGUAGCAGCAUGCCCACCCCGGUGAAAGCCUCCAGCCAAGUCGUGGGCUUUUUCGCAUCGGAACUACAAGACUUGAUGUCGCUGAGGAGGAAAAGACUGUUAAAGAAAUGGACCACGGAGUCCAAGGUGCGCUUGAGCUACGAGAGCGCUGACGACAAUAAACGGAUCUCUAAGGACUCACGGUUCGACGAUACUGAUAAGAGACAGGUUUUGUACGAACCGGGACCUCAGGUGGACAGCGAUAGCGAGAACCGGGAAUUGUCGCGUGAUAUCCAGCUUUCAUUGGAUGACAUCGUUUCUUCGAAGAGAUUGUCACACCGGUUUACAGUGAAGACUGGAAGUACCGGUAAACUCAGUCCACUUGGAGAGGGGAGAAAGGAGCUGCCCCAGGCGCUGAUCAUCGGGGUGAAGAAAGGAGGGACGCGCGCGCUACUCGAGUUCCUCCGCGUGCAUCCAGACAUCAGAGCUGUGGGAGCCGAGCCGCACUUCUUCGACCGCAACUACGAGAACGGACUGGAGUGGUACAGAGAGCUGAUGCCCAAGACCCUGGAGGGCCAGAUCACCAUGGAGAAGACCCCCAGCUACUUUGUGACCAGAGAGGCCCCGGCCCGGAUCUCCGCCAUGUCCCGGGACACCAAGCUGAUCGUGGUGGUGAGGGACCCCAUCACCAGGGCCAUCUCUGACUACACACAGACACUGUCCAAGAACCCAAAAAUUCCCACCUUCGAGAGCUUGACCUUCAAAAACAGGACUACGGGGCUCAUCGACACGUCCUGGAGCGCCAUCCAGAUCGGCAUCUAUGCCAAGCACCUGGACAACUGGCUAGAGUACUUCCCCAUGGGCCAGAUUCUGUUCGUAAGCGGGGAACGUCUGAUCAGCGACCCGGCUGGAGAGCUGGGCAGGGUGCAGGACUUCCUGGGACUCAAGAGGAUCAUCACAGACAAACACUUCUACUUCAACCAGACCAAGGGUUUCCCCUGCCUCAAGAAGGCUGAGGGCAGCAGCAAGCCCCACUGCCUGGGCAAAACCAAAGGGCGGACCCACCCCAACAUCCACCCAGAGGUGGUGCAGAGGCUACGGGACUUCUACAGGCCUUUCAACAUGAAGUUCUACCAGAUGACGGGACGCAUGUUUGGUUGGGACGACUGAUUUUGCCUUGGUGGAUUUACAUUUGAGUCAUUUAGCAGAUACUCAUAUUGAGGGACUUACAGGAGCAAUUAUAGUUAGGUGCCUUGGUCAACAGAUUGUCCACCUAGUCGGCUCAGGGAUUCAUACCAGUGAUCUUUCAGUUACUGUCCCAACACUCUUAACCGCUAAGCUACCUGCCGCUCCAGAAUACAGAUGACCAGAGAACACAGAUGACUGUUGACACUGCAGUAUAACUGUGGGACAGCAACAACACUUAGCCAAGAGGCAAUAUGUGUCUGUGAUAGCGGGGAAAGGGUCUUAUCUGCUCUUACUGGCAAUUCAGAGAUUUAACGUGUUCACUGUGUUACUGUGUCUCAGAACCAAUAUCAGCUGAGGCUGGUUGAAGGAAAUGGAGAGGGAUUAUCCCUUAUAGAGCAUGUGGUGGUUCUAAUACAGAGAGAUACUGCAUCUCUACCUCUCCCUGUAGUUCCUGUCAGAGGGCUUUCUGUUUGGGAACCUUUCAGUGAUGCAAAAGACAAAUAUGUUGUUACUAUAUAGGAGGUUAUAUAAAAUCAAAACAGAGAGACUUUGGAUAAAAAGCCUUGUCUGAGUGAUUCUAUACCAUAUUGUAAAGCAAACCCACCUGCUUUUCAAAGAAUUAUAUUUUUCUAGAAACAUUUUGAAAAGUUAAAACUGCAUUUAAUUUAUUUAAGAUGGUGUACACAUGCGGAAUAUAAUAUACAUGUUGA